Molecule: messenger RNA, 1619 nt
Organism: Blastomyces dermatitidis ER-3
Lineage: Eukaryota; Fungi; Ascomycota; Eurotiomycetes; Onygenales; Ajellomycetaceae
Product: vacuolar transporter chaperone 1
Exons: 2
Coding region: 558-944 (128 amino acids)
Cellular component (GO): fungal-type vacuole membrane; vacuolar transporter chaperone complex
Source: RefSeq, a predicted model, not a curated record
CUUGAGGAGAUCGAAAAUGCAUUUCUGUAGCACACAUAGUAUGCGAUUAUCAUCCCUUGCUCUCGACCAAGCUGCUCUAAUUGCCCAAGAAACACAAGUAGGGUUUCCUCGUUUGCAGACAAAACCGCUUUGCGGAGCGGUUUGAUGUGAUGUCAGACCUCAGCCACUUGCCAGCCACACCAGAUCGGCCAAUCACUGCCAUCAUCACUGCCACGUGAUAAUCGCCUUCUUCCAAGGUUUUCUCUCCAAACCAUCAUGACCAUUGUUAGAUCAUUAAGCUCGUAUGAACGACGCUCGGGAGUCAAUUGGGGACCACAGUUUGAAAGCCAUUCUUAACCAUAUAUUCAUUCUUUUUUAAUUUUUUGGGACCGUCUUACCUCCUACAUACAAUACGAUAUAAUCAUCCAAUUACUACCCACCCGAUUCUGCUGCUGGCGGAGAACGGAGUUAGCGGCGAAAAAGCAGCUUCUUUGAGAGCAAAACAACAAGGCGUUAUUUCGCCGUAAAGGAAUUUCAGAUACCAAUUUUAUUUAUCCUGUAUAUAUUUAUCUGGAAGUAUGUCGAGCCAGCCUCUCCUCCAAUCUGGCCCAGGCAAACGUAUCGCCCUCCCCACCCGCGUCGAACCCAAGGUCUUCUUCGCAAACGAACGCACAUUCCUCUCAUGGCUCAACUUCACCGUAAUCCUCGGCGGCCUGGCCCUGGGUCUUCUUAACUUCGGUGACCGCAUUGGCCGAAUUAGCGCCGCUCUGUUUACCUUUGUGGCUAUGGCCGCUAUGAUAUAUGCGCUGGUGACGUUCCAUUGGCGGGCGAAGAGUAUCCGGCAGAGAGGUCAGGGCGGGUUCGAUGAUAGGUUUGGGCCCAGUGUCUUGGCCAUUGCGCUACUUGCGGCUGUUAUUGUCAAUUUUGUGCUGAGGAUUCAGGAGGGGGCGAAGGGGAAGGCGUGAGGGGGCUUUAAGAGUAAGGGUUGUAUCUUUGGCAGCGCUGCUGGCUGGUCGUCGCUGUUAUGCAUUUUGGACCUGGGACUGAGAUACCUUUGGAUUUUUCUUCACGCCUUUUUGGUCAUUAUUGCUGCUUGAUUGUCUAAUUGAUGUCUCUCACGAGUUUUGUUUUCCCAUGCAUAGAGUAAGUAGGGAGGCCGCCUUUUGUUUUCCUUAGUUGCUCUAUUUUUAGCCCCCAUGUUGACGACUUGCGUUUCCUGCUCUUGGUUUUGCCAUUGGAUAAAAUGUACUAUGGACAUAUAUAGCUCCUGAUCUUGACUGACAUUUGGUUCUAUUUAUUUUCCCUACUACAUAUAACAGAUUCUUUUUCUUUCUUAUUUCACCUACCAACACAUUAUGUACAGUUCCAGUUUCCCCAACAAGCUGUAUGCAACAACAUGGACGGUUCAAAAUUUCCCUCUAUCUCCUCAAGCCGGACACAGAAUGACAAUCAGGUUCAGGUGGAUUCGCUCUCCCCGUAAUGGAGACGCCUCACCCUCCUAGUGAUAGCUAUGCUUUUUAGAAUUGAUUAGCUUCCGCUUUUUGCUAGCUUCCAAUAUGACCAAGCUCUGAACGGGAUUAAUAUCUUCUAGAUAUAGAGGUUGACUGCUUGUUAUAUCUAAGUAUGUACUUGGGCUUUCC